Molecule: messenger RNA, 2273 nt
Organism: Anastrepha obliqua
Lineage: Eukaryota; Metazoa; Arthropoda; Insecta; Diptera; Tephritidae
Exons: 1
Coding region: 1-414 (137 amino acids)
Source: RefSeq, a predicted model, not a curated record
AUGGGCGGUGGCGGUGGUGGUGGCGGCGGCGGCGGCAGUACAAUUGGCGGUGGCAGCGUGCUGGGCGGACACGGUACUCUGAUGAGCACAGCGGGUAUGAGCAAUAGUACGGUUGGCGGCGGUGUUGGUGUUGGGGCUCCUCCUGGCAGUAUGUUGCACGGUGGCGGUGGCGGUGGCAUCGGCGUCGGUACGCCUGGUAAUAUGAGUAUGCCUGGCGUUUAUGGCAAUGGUAAUGGCGGUGGUGGUGGCGUUCCAAUGGGACCGGGUGGGGGCAAUGGCGGCGGGGGCAAUGGACCAAGUACGGCGCCCGGUUCGGUGAUCGAUUCACGCGCGGUGUCCGUGGUCGUUACGUUGCCCGGUGGGCCGGGCGCGCAACACCCCGGGCAGGCGCUGAGCGACUACGGUCCUAUAUAGUUAAUGGUACGACCAGAUACAGCGCACUGGGUGUCCACGAGCAGUUUUUCGCAGCUGUAAAUGAGCACAACCGCCACGACAUCUUGAAGAGAGAGAGAGAGAGAGUAUGUGGAAAUUAGAAACUAGAAAAGAGAGUGAGUAAAGAGCGCAAUUUGCUAUUGGUAGAGGUAGAAGUAGGUGUAAAACAUGCGCUCUUUUGUGAUCUUCAAUAUAAAAUCUAGCAGGUGUUGCGCUCAUUUCCAGCAUUGCAUUUUUUAAGUUUAUGCACUUUUGAGCUUUAAAGCUGUUGAAAACUUUAUGUAGGAAGUGAAAAGUUGUAAGAAAUAAGUCGCCAUAUUACUUUCUGCUAUUUUAUAACUGUAAAAAAUAUGUUUAAAUACUUGAAUGGUAAAUUUAAUGAAUAAAAAUAUAAAUUACAAAAAUAUAUAUUAUAAUAGCAUCAUAAACUAAAAGCAAGCUAAACUACGUAAUUCUAGUCCAUUUUCAAUGAAAGCAAAAAACAUAAAAAACAAAAAAAAAAAUACCUUAAUGGAAAUGAAUGAAAAAAAAGAAACAACAGCUAAGCACAAUUUGUAUAAAACAUCACUAAACGAAUUAACAGAAGUCAAUAGCUUAUAAAAAAAGUACAUACCCUUGCUCCAUUGUUUUUCAAAUAAAUAAUGUGAAAAGUUAUAAAGCGAAUUAAUGGUAAAAUAGUGAAAAGUGUGUUAAAAAUAGGAAAAAUGAACGAGAUACGAAAAGCACAUCAAAUGGGCGCGUCAAAAAACGUUCUAUGAAAAUAUUUUUUUUUUUUAAUAUAUAUGUAUUUAUGCAUAUUUAUUUCACAUUUUCCUAAUUCGUUUUUCAACUCUCUACUCAAAUAGACUGAUUUAAACUAAUAUAAAAAAAGCAUAUUUCACUAACAAAGCGAAAUGCAAUGUUUUGAAUGAAUCACGAAAAAAAAAAAAGAAAAACAAAAACAAGUAAAAAAUGUUAAUGAAAUGCGUAUGAAAAGCAUAAAAAAGGUAGACAGAGCAGGGAAAAAGUGUUUUUUUGUCGUUGCCCAGCGGGGUUGAGAAAAAUUACCACUGCCAAAAACGCCAACGCCAUAUUGCAUUACAAAAAUAACAAUAAUACAUACUACUUAUACGUAUACAGACGCAUGUAAAAUUGCUAAGAAAAAAAAUCGAAUAUCAGCAAGUGCACGAAGUCAAAUGAGAAAAUAGAAAUAUAAUUAAAAUAUUAUUGUAAAAUGUAGAGAGCGUUAAGAAGCAUUUGUAAAAUAUAUUCCAUGUUUAUUUGUAGCAUUUAAAAUAAAUGUAUGUAGUGUUUGUAAGUAUGAGUUUGAAGAAAAAAAGGUUAUAGGAGCUAUUGUUAGAAAUAUAUGUAUGAAAACAUUUAUCAAAAAAGAACUACUAUCAAUAAAAACAAAGAGCCAACGAACCAGAGCAAGCACGAAAUACCCCACUGUAAAUACUGAAUGUUAAAUUUAAUUUAAAGGCAUAAAAUAUAAUUUAAGUGUUUAUUAUUGCGUGGAAAUUAUUUUAUUUACUAUACGUAAAGCGAUUUACAAUUUACCAUACGUAAAAGUAGUUCAUUAAAAAAUUAUUUAAUAUUAAUGCAAGCAAAGGAGAAGUCUUGAAGCAGGCAUGGGCAAUUCAAAUGUAUUUAUUUAUUUUUGAUAUACAAGCAAGUGAUUGAAAAAUGUUUGGUUCCGAUAUUAAAAAACACAUCUUUAACUUUCUCAUGUUUAAUAUGCAAUAAAAUUGAUACAUUUCAUAUAAAUUAAAGGGCAAAUUUUUUGGGGAAAGGCUAAAUUUUUCGCGUUCAAAAGUGUUUCGCAAGUAAUAAUAAAUGCAUAUGAAUUUUGAAUUGCAGAG